Molecule: messenger RNA, 3171 nt
Organism: Hipposideros armiger (great roundleaf bat)
Lineage: Eukaryota; Metazoa; Chordata; Mammalia; Chiroptera; Hipposideridae
Gene: C1QTNF6
Product: C1q and TNF related 6
Exons: 3
Coding region: 568-1389 (273 amino acids)
Molecular function (GO): protein binding
Source: RefSeq, a predicted model, not a curated record
UGUUCUGAGGGGUGCCUUCUCCUACCUUGCACAAAGGCACUGUAUAUAAGCCAGCAGUUGCCUGCAGCCCACGACUCAGCAUACCUACUCCUGACUUCUCAACAAUAUAAUAACACCAACACCACACAGAACCGCAUCUGUUUUCUCGGGUGGACGUUGCUACCUUUCUGCUAGAAUAAAUGGAUUUUCGUGUUUUCGUUAUCAGGACCAUGGUGCUCACAUGUCAGACCAUGGGUUCAGUCACGUGUCCCCGCUCUUAAAGAACAAGCCUGCAGAGUCCUUUGUGUUUGUCCCAAGGGCCUACUAACCUUCUCAUGCUGCACCGGUGGCAUGUGCUUGUAGGACAUGGUGGAGUCGGUGGCAAGAAAAUGAGCCAGAGGGAGGUGGGAGGGCGGGAAAAGCAUUAGACGGUCUCAGUGGUUAUGAUCCAGGGGCAGCUAGGGCAUCUUCCUCACCUGUCCCAGGACCCUCCUGUGCUCUUGGCUGUGGCUCUCUUCAGAGGGACGUCCUCCUUCGGGCCACGCGUGUGGCAGAGCCUCAAGGAACUAUUGGAUUGUCGGAAAAAUCAUGGCGUACUUUUUGGUCACCAUGGGGUUAGCUGCCCCAGACCUCUUCUGCGCAGUGCUCCUGCUCCCUCUUUUGGUGUUUGGGGUCCCCACUGAGGAGUCCACCUCCAGGGAAGCUGUGACCUCCAGUACCCCUGGUUACUGCCGACGGUGCUGUGACUCUGAGGACGCCCUGGCCGCUGCUGAUGAUGCAGAUGUGUCCUCGGCCUCUCCGUCUGCCCUCCCGUACGUGUUGCCUGAGGUCAGGCCCUACAUUAACAUCACCAUCCUGAAGGGUGACAAAGGAGACCGAGGCCAGCUGGGUAUGCCCGGGAAGCUGGGCAGGGAGGGUCCCCGGGGAGAGCGUGGUCUGCAGGGCACCAAGGGCACCAAGGGGCAGGCAGGCAGCCCCGGUGGCCCGUGCCAGAUGCGCUUCUCCGCCUUUUCGGUGGGCCGCAAGACGGCCCUGCACAGCAGCGAGGGCUUCCAGCCGCUGCUCUUCGACACCGUCUUCGUCAACCCAGAUGGGCACUUCGACCUGGCUGCCGGCCACUUUGUCGCCCCCUUGCGCGGCCUCUACUUCUUCAGCCUCAACGUGCACAGUUGGAACUUCAAGGAGACCUACGUGCACGUCGUGCACAACGAGGAGGCGGCCGUCAUCCUGUACGCACAGCCCAGCGACCGCAGCAUCAUGCAGAGCCAGAGCGUGAUGCUGGCCCUGGCGCUGGGCGACCGCGUCUGGGUGCGGCUCUUCAAGCGGGAGCGCGAGAACGCCGUGUACAGCGACGACGUCGACACCUACAUCACCUUCAGCGGCCACCUCAUCAAGCCGGAGGACGAUUAGUGCCUCCAGCAGGCCGGCUGUGGUGUGGGGUGGCUGUGGGCAGGUCGCAUCGCCCGUGGGCCUCAGUGUUCACCUGUGUAAAGCGGGCCCGCGGGGCCUGGCAUUCCAGGUAGCCCUCCUCUUCUCUCCUUCCCUCCCAGCCUGUUUCUGCUGCUCUCCUCUCUCAGACAUAUUUUGAGAAGCCAUGUAACCUAGUAUUCUAGAAGAACUUCCCCAGCCUUUUAGACCAGCGCUUCUCAAACUUGAAUGCGCGUGGGAAUCACCUGGGGAUCAUGCUAAAAUGUAGGUUCUGACCCAGCAGGCAGGGAGUGGGCCCGGGAUUCUGCAUUUCUCAUGAGUUCCUGGGUGACACUAAUGUUGCUGGUCUAUGGACCCCACGGAAUAACUGAAUUCUAGAGCUUUCACGGCAUUCUGGUACUUCCCGAGCAUUCUGGAACCCUCCGAACAUUCUAGAAUCUUCCUGACAUCCUCAACUGCUCUCAUUUCUCUAGGAGUCCCCCUCCCUUGUUCUCUUGCCGCUCCCCGCCCCCCCUGCCUCUCUCCCUCUCGCCUGUACCUCCACCUGUGCAGCCGCUGCUAAUGUAUUCUUCCUCCAUCAUUCACUGAGCUCGCUCUGUGCUGAGCUUUGGGAAAGCGGGGCUGCAUCAUGCACAGGCCCUGCUCUCGGUGAGUAUGCCGUCCAGCCGGGGUGGGGAGACACAGGAUUCUGAGACCUGACCCAGAGAAACGCACGGGGCUUCUGUUACAUCAGUCUGGGUUCUGGGCAUUCAGACAUUGUGGCCCCGCAUCACCCACACGCCCCAAGGCUGGUGGGACAGGGUCCCUGAGGUGUGUGGGGAUGUUCCCUGCCUACUCCUCUCUUUCCUGCCCGAUGCCCGUCAUUACAGCCAACUUCUGAGGGGCCUUGGUCAGGGCAAGGGUGCUGUGUGGAAAGGACCCAGGGCCUUGGGGGCUUUUGGGGGUGGGAGACGGAAGGGAGAAGGGCGCGCAGGCCCAUAGCUCCCCACACAGCUCGUAUGAUCAGCUGUGAGGACCCCUCCCCUCCUGACAGCGCCCCAUCCCUGCCCUACUCCCAGGGCUCUGUCAAGGCUUUGCUUAUCCUGCCAAAGGUGACGGGGCCUCAGUGCUCCCAGGUGUCCAGCCACUGUCAGACACUGACGUCGGUUCCCAGGUGCUCUCUGUUCCUCGCUGGCCCCUGUGGCCAGCCCAUGGCCCCGGCUCUUCAGGCUUUAAGGUGCUGAGGCCCUGGUGGGCAGCUCCCGCCCAGCAGAGUCUCCUCUGGCCUGGCGCUGCCUUUAGAAAUGCCGCUGGGCAAUGGGCCAGGACAGAAGGCACCAGGCUUUGGAGCCCUCAGCAGGUCUGGGGAACUGAAGUGAGUAGCAUUCCAGGUUAGUCAGGGGGACCCUCCUCUGAGCCAUGAUGCCAAGAGAGGUGUUGGGGGAGGCCCAGGCCAAGUAAGGGACAUCAGGCUGUCUGUCCUUUCUCCUACUCCCAGUGUGGGACAGCCUGGCGGCCCUCAGCCUCCCUCUCCUGGGACCCAGGUGGCCUGACCCUCUUCUCAGAGGGAGGCAGCCUCUACCUAUUGGUGCUUUUGCAGACUCUGGGCAGAAGGGGCCCAGUAGUGACCUCUGGUGCUCACUCAUAGCCCAGGGACCCACGGCUGCAUGGCCGGGGAUGGCAGCAGGGCCUGACCAAGGGCCUGAUGGAGGCCGGUGCUAUACAACCACUCCCAGCCCUUCUGCACCCUGCCCUGCUUGUCCAGCGUGAUUAAAGGUUUUGUCU